GAGGUUGAGCUGACAGGGUGGCUUAGAUUACCUGAGUGACGAGCUGAUUUCACUAAAUUCAGGGUCCCAUAUAUCAGAGGAUCGGUUGGCUUAAGUGUACUGCUUAUAAAUUAUUCACCAUCACCAGUCAUACUUCAUACGAGUAUUAUAGAUAUACCAUCAAUUGGAACUUAUAUUAGAUGAGUAUGUCGGGUGAGGAGAAGAGGGUGUGUGUGACGGGGGGAGGAGGGUACAUUGCUUCGUGGUUGGUUAAGCUUCUCCUCUCUAAGGGAUACGCCGUUCAUGCCACUAUUCGUGGAGACCCUGGAGAUGUGGUGAAGUAUGGUCACUUGAAGCGAAUGGUUGCAGAGGAGGAGGGGAAACUUGAGGUGCUGAAAGCUGACUUGUUGGACUACGACUCGUUGGUUGCGGCUAUUGCUGGCUGCACGGCCGUGUUCCAUGUUGCUUCUCCCGUGCCUUAUGGCCCUGUCCCCCCAACCCAUGCUCAGAAAGAACUGCUGGAGCCUGCUGUGACGGGGACACUGAAUGUGCUGAGGGUCUGCAGCAGUUCCGAGUCAAAUGUGAAGCGCGUAGUGAUUGUAUCUUCAGUGGCAGCUGUGUGCGAAAACCCUAAAUGGCCCCUUCAUAAACCAAAGGAUGAGACGAGUUGGUCUGAUGAGGACCACUGCACUCAAACAAAUAGUUCGUAUUGUCUUUCGAAAACAUUGGCAGAGAAAGAAGCAUUCCGGUAUGCACAAGAAACAAGCCUUGAUGUCAUUUCCCUUUGCCCAUCACUUGUUUUCGGCCCAAUCUUGCAGCAGACACCCAAUGCUAGCACCUCAGUUCUCCUUCGUCUUUUGAAAGCAGAGGGACAAACAGUUGACAACAAGACACGUAUUGUGGUAGAUGUGCGCGAUGUUGCUGAAGCACUGGUUCUCAUCUACGAGAGGCCCGAGGCUGAGGGUCGAUACAUAUGCAACGCGCACACAGUAAGUGUUGGGGAGAUUGUUGAGAUGUUGAAGACAAUGUAUCCGAACUAUAAUUACCCCAAAAGCUUCAGCACGACGAGAGAAGGGGAGAAUGACAGGGUGAGUUCACAAAGGUUGCAGGGGCUGGGCUGGUCUUAUAGACCACUUGAAGAAACUCUCAGAGAUUCUGUAGAGAGCUACACACGAGCUGGCCUCCUGGAUUGACUGAAUAUCUCCUCCUUAAUCUUUGGACCUUAAUGCACAUUGAUUCUCUCUGGACUCUGAAACUAAUGAUGGGAUAAAACGGGUGCUUAUAU
Messenger RNA from Cuscuta campestris, 1264 nucleotides. The record is from the annotation of a GenBank genome assembly. NCBI's taxonomy places the organism in Eukaryota, Viridiplantae, Streptophyta, Magnoliopsida, Solanales, Convolvulaceae.